Messenger RNA from Anguilla anguilla (European eel), 1338 nucleotides. RefSeq names its product COMM domain containing 5 (gene commd5). Gene Ontology annotation, cellular component: nucleus. Bases 431 to 1054 code for a protein of 207 amino acids. Lineage: Eukaryota; Metazoa; Chordata; Actinopteri; Anguilliformes; Anguillidae. The transcript has 7 exons. The record is from RefSeq and is a predicted model, not a curated record.
UCUCACUACCAUAGAUCAACUCUCUUUUCCCAUAGACUAACAACAGUUGCAUUAGUGUUUGUGAGUGUAGAUACUUUAGCUAACAUUCGUUAGUAAAAUCGUUUGCUAUAUUUGAAACACAUCACAAUCCUGAGCAGACGAGUGGAGAUAUCACAUAAGAUAGCAAAUAGUUUGUGUCAGUUACGGCUGAAAACACAAUAAUGUUAGGAUAGGUCGCUAGCUAGAUAUGCUACUUGAUAUAUGGUGCUGGUCGUAGCUAUUUUGGGGUCUUAAUACCUUAAUAUUUUGAGGAAACGUCAUAAGAACAGUAUAGCGGUUUAGUUGGACCAUAGGGACUGGCUUUAGCCAGAUAUAGCUAGCGAAGAAACUACAGAAUCUCUAGUCUCUGGUAACGUUUAACAGCAACACUGUCGUUGCAUCUACUGGAGUAAUGGCCGACAGGACAAGUUUCUUGGGAGGAAGGAUUCCUGUGGAAGUUGAAAUUAUGGCAAAGCAAUUAAAAGAUUUAGACAAAGAUUUUUUCAGGAAGAUACUUAAAGUGGUGGUGAAUGCUGUUGAAGGGAAGGACUGCAGAGACUCAAUGAAGUCGCUUGCAGAUAAUGGUACCGUCUCUGAAGAACAGUUAAGCCACAUCAUCGCAGGAAUAUAUGGACUGCUUAAGGAAGCAUUACGUCUCCCAACGUCUUCAUUGAAACAAGAAGUUUUCAAGGAAGAUCUCAGAGAACUUAGGAUAUCUGAGGAGCUUAUCGCUGACUUUGCCAGUGUUGUCUUUGGAAACAGACGUGCCUCCCUUGAAGCUGCAGCAGCACAGCAGGGCCCUCGGUUACCCACCGUUGAGGACAUCAGGUGGAGAGUAGACGUGGCCAUUUCGACAAGCUCACUGGCUCGAGCAUUGCAGCCUUCCAUUUUAAUGCAGAUGAAGCUGACAGAUGGAAGUUCCCACCGGUUUGAGGUACCUGUCAGCAAGUUUCAGGAACUGCGUUACAAUGUUGCACUUAUUCUGAAGGAAAUGAAUGACCUUGAGAAGAAAAGCAUUCUGAAAAUCCAAGACUGAAAAGUUUUUGUUUUUUUUAUACAAGAAAACUAGGCAAUAAAGAGAUUAUCAUAUUGAAAUUGAGUAAAUGUCAAAACAAAUAAUGUUUUCGAUUGUUUGAAUGUACGGUGUCUUAUGCGUGGUACAUUCCAUUUUUCCACGAUGGAAAUGAAUUGUGAUGAAUGUUGGUCAAGUAGAAUGUCCCCAAACAGAAAGAACCUGCUUAUAGCUGUUUGUCGUUUCAAAAUCGCCAUAGUAAUUUUGCAACAUGCACUAUUCCAUGAUUAAAGUUGUUCUUAAAGUUA